Messenger RNA from Diorhabda carinulata, 988 nucleotides. RefSeq lists its product as uncharacterized. The coding region runs from base 360 to 944 and encodes 194 amino acids. The transcript is spliced from 3 exons. The record is from RefSeq and is a predicted model, not a curated record. Lineage: Eukaryota; Metazoa; Arthropoda; Insecta; Coleoptera; Chrysomelidae.
AAUUGUUACAGAGAAUGUCAAAAUUUUUAUUUGAAUGUAUUUUUUAAAAUAUAAAUAACAAAAUCGAUCGUAUAUUUGUUGUGUAUCACGUGAAAUAUAGACUGGCAAAAACUUUUAACCGGUUAUAAAACAUAAGUCAAUGCGAAAACAAAAACGUAUCUUAACAUUAUCUACAGACCUACCAUAGUGUAGGUCCUACAGCUGGAGCUACUGCGUGCACAGAUCUGGCGUUAGGAAAUGGCAGUACAUGUGCAGGUGCUGCAGGAACAUAGGAGGGUGCAGCAAAAGGCAGAGAUACUCCAGGUGCAGGUAAUGCAACUGAAGAUGCAACAGGUGUAGGUAAUGCGAUUGGAGCAGGAAUGGGACCAGGUAAUGGUGCAGGGAAAAAUGUAGGUUGUGGAAUUGGCCCUGGUAGAGCAAUGGGAGCUGGGCCUGGAACUAAAGGUGGUAAUCCAAUGGUUUUAGUAACAAUUCCUGGUGGGUUUAAAACUCCUGCUGCCAAAGGUGCCGAUAAAACGUCAAGGCCUUUGGUGAAUGUGCUAACUUGGGCAGCAAAUGGUCGUAUGUUCUGGGGUGAUAUCAAAGUGUAUCUUAAAGGUGGUGCUACAGGAACUACGCUGGAUUUAAUUUCAAGUACAUUUAUGGUAAUUAUCUUAGCUCUUGCUGCUGCUGCCUUGGCUGACCCAGUCGCCAAACCAGAUCCAAGUUUCGUUGCAGCUCCUCUAGCAGUAGCUCCAGCAGUAGUUACCGCACAGAGUUCCCAAGUCUUUGCUCGUCAAUACAACGCCUUAGCAACCGGGGUGGCUCCUCUAGUAGCCGCCGCUCCUUAUGCUGCAGCACCUCUAGUUGCAGCACCAGCGGCUUCUCUGGUUGCAGCUCCAGCGGCUCCUUUGAUAGCAAGUUAUAGAUAUGCAUCUCCUUACGUCGCUGCACCUUUACUUUGAAAACUAUUGGAUAUUCUGUGAUGUGUAAAUAGGCUGAAUAAAUU